AUAAAUAAAAAUAAAUAUUUCAAUGCUCAUGACUAAGGCAUGAUCAGCGAAGCGUUACGCCACAGAUCUUGAAAAAAUUGAAAUUAAUUCGAAUAUUGUACAAAUCCAUCAACCCACUACUCAGGGCCAUAGUAUUUAUGGUUGCAUUUAAUACUUUAAUUAAUGGCAAAUGUUUUUUUUUUGUUAUUCGCUUAAUUAAAUUAAUCACCAAAAAACGCGAAAAAUAAAAGAUCUGUGUUGGAAAAAAAGUGAAAUUUUUGCGGCAUGAAAAAUCGCUAGAAACGCAUUCGCAAUACCAAUUAGAAAAAUCAAUGUGCCGGCUUGUGUGAAAAACGCCGCCGCCGCCACCACCAAUUGGAAAUUGUAAUCGAGCUGUAGCCAAGGAAGAGAAUUGAUCUUGAAACAUAAAAAUUUCGGGAAAAGAAUAGGAUAUGCAAACAAUUUCGAAGACAAGCUGAAUAAAAAUAAGAAACCAAAAAACAAAAGAAGAGAGAGGGGAGGAUAAUCAAUGGAUGGAAAAACUUCGAUAUAUCCCGAUGCUGCCACUGUAUUUGCUGGAGUGUGUGCUUGCUUUUUUACCGUUGUUGGGGUCUGUGGCAAUCUCAUAACGAUUUUGGCCUUGGUGAACUCACCCAAGAUACGUGGCCAUGCCACAACAGCCUUUGUCCUGUCCCUGUGUAUUUCGGAUCUGCUUUUCUGUUCGUUUAGUUUGCCGCUGACAGCGGUUCGUUUUUUCGCCCAGAAAUGGACGCUGGGCGAUGAUUUGUGUCGCAUCUUUCCGGUGAUCUUCUAUGGCAAUGUGGCCGUGUCGCUGCUAAGCAUGGUGUGCAUUACCAUCAACCGAUAUAUCCUGAUCGGUUGCCAUAAUAUCUAUGGACGUUUGUAUAGGCGCCAGUGGAUUAUUGUCCAAUUGGCCUGUGUGUGGUUUGUGUCGUUUUUGCUGUUGUUGCCACCCUAUCUGGGGGUGUGGGGUGAAAUGGGUCUGGACGAGGUAACCUUCUCCUGUACGAUACUCAAGAAAAAUGGGCGUUCGAUUAAAAAACCCCUAUUCCUGCUGGGUUUCCUACUGCCAUGCCUGGUGAUCAUUGCCUCCUACAGCUGUAUCUACAUCAAGGUGUUACAACAAAAACGGAAAAUGAAAUGUCAUCGCCAGUUUGUGAUAAAUUCCAGCAAUGCUGAAAAUCUGGCAAGUGAUACGCGAAAAGAUCGGGAAGACAGUCGCCUAACGUUGAUGAUGAUGACGAUAUUUGUGUGCUUCCUAAUCUGCUUUCUGCCCCUGAUGUUGGCAAAUGUGGUCGAUGAUGAACGCAAAACCUCCUACCCCUGGCUGCACAUUGUGGCCUCGGUAAUGGCCUGGGCCUCGAGUGUCAUAAAUCCCAUCAUCUAUGCUGCCAGUAAUCGAAAUUAUCGCAUUGCUUAUAUGCGACUAUUUAGGCGGGUGAAAUUUUGGAAUCAGGACGUCGUCUCAACAAUGCCCAGUAAAACAAAACAUUCAAAGGAAUUAUCAGGGCCCGCCCGUAGCACGCCACCUGCUCUGCUAUGUGGCACGGGAAAUCGUGACAACAGAACGGAACAUUUUCCAACCUAUUCAGUUUAAGUGAACCCCCCCCCCCCAACCCGAGAGGGGCAGCAUCGUAAUUUAUAUAUCUACAUACGAGCGAACGAACGAGUCAUUUUGAGUUGCAAAUUUUCGAAAUUAAAUAACAAAAAAAAUAUUCCCUACUGGAAUGCCAUAUAACUACCUACGAAUAUACAUAUUUGUGUUUAUGUAUUACUUACAUAUCUAAUUAUAAAAUAUAUAUAUAUAAUAAAUAAAUAAAUAAAAUAAUUAAAUAAAUUAAAAGGAAAUAA
Musca domestica (house fly) is the source of this 1851-nucleotide messenger RNA. RefSeq names its product protein trapped in endoderm-1-like. Gene Ontology annotation, cellular component: membrane. Gene Ontology annotation, biological process: G protein-coupled receptor signaling pathway. The record is from RefSeq and is a predicted model, not a curated record. NCBI's taxonomy places the organism in Eukaryota, Metazoa, Arthropoda, Insecta, Diptera, Muscidae. The transcript has 2 exons. Gene Ontology annotation, molecular function: G protein-coupled receptor activity. Bases 509 to 1597 code for a protein of 362 amino acids.